AUGGCUGCCACUCACGAAGUUACGCUCCAAGGGCAGACAUUUGGACUCGUAGCAUUUGGAUACAUUCCCUCAGAUUUCAAGGACGAGACUGGCGAGACGUUGGGUGGCAUAGGCAGCGCCAUUGCCAUUGAGCGCGGCACUUUUGCGCAGAACAAAGAUGGUACCUUUUCUGGAAACCUGCUGGUUCAACCAGACCGAGGCUAUAACGUAAAGAACCCAAUUGAUUGGCAGACGAGAUUUCACCGCCUUUCUUUUACUCUCAAGCCCUACUACGGAGCCACAAACCUCGACUUUGCCGAGGCAGCAAAGACACUAGAGCUGCGGUACCUCUCAACUACCCUGCAUACAUUCCACUCCGAGCGAACCUCUGGUGCCGACCCUGGCACCUCCACUACGUUAGGGAAUCCAACCGUAACCUAUCCCAUGUCAACUACCACGGAUCCUCACCUCACAAUCGACCCCGAGGGUCUCGUUCAGAACCGCGGCAAGCCAGGAACAUUUUGGAUGAGCGAUGAGUACGGCGCGUACAUAUAUCUCCUCUCCUCCAAAGGGGAAAUCCUUCACACGAUUGUUCCUCCCGAUGCCGUAUUGCCCCGUGUCAAUGGCGUACUCAACUUUACGUCUGUCGAUGAUCCGGACAGCGGAAGAAGUGAAAAUAAAGGCUUUGAAGGUCUAACGUGCUCGGCAUCGGGUGACUCGCUCUACGCAAUGCUGCAGAGUGCGCUCGUACAGGACGGUGGUAAAAGGAGAAGGACGAGUAGACAUACGCGACUCUUCAAGUGGAACGUCGAAGAUCUCGAGAAUAAAGGUGCUAUCCUAGAAGCGGCAUAUGUUGUGGCGCUUCCACAGAGCGGAAAGCCAGAGACGUAUGCACAGAGCGAGAUACAUUGGUUGAACAAGGACCAAUUCCUUGUGCUCGCCAGGGAUGGAAACGGUAAUGGAGACAAGGAACCAGAGUCUGCUUACAAAGGGAUCGAUAUCAUCGACAUCUCCCCUGCGACCGACAUCUCCAAUGACGAGUACAACGCUGCCACGGGUGCAGUCGCCCCUGGCGGUCAACUCCUGAGCCACAUCACGCCCGCCACUUAUGUUCCAUUCAUCCAACUUACCGACUCUGUACAACUUGCACGCUUUGGAUUACACAACGGCGCACCCGUAGAUCAAACCCUCAUCGCGGCCAAAUGGGAGAGCCUUGCACUUGCCCCAGCAUGCGACCCAGAGUAUCCCGACGACUACUUUGUGUUUACAUUUGCGGACAACGAUUUCAGGACACGCAAUGGAGUGUCUAUGGGCAAGCCAUACGACGCGGGGAUGAAUGUCGACAAUCAAGCCAUGGUCUGGCGCGUGACGCUCCCAACUGUCAAACGAGGAUCGGUGGAAAAGUCCAUUGGAAUCUAA
Serendipita indica DSM 11827 is the source of this 1398-nucleotide messenger RNA. The record is from the annotation of a GenBank genome assembly. Lineage: Eukaryota; Fungi; Basidiomycota; Agaricomycetes; Sebacinales; Serendipitaceae.